CCCCGGAAGCAAUCCUAAAAGGUCGGGACGACACCAUGGCGGUGCGGACGGCUUUUGGAACUGUGUGUCGGCGCCUCUGGCAGGGCUUGGGCACUUUUUCUGUUAACAGUUCUAAGAGCAGUACAGUAAAAAAUGAUGGCUUUCUUCUCAGUACCAAUAUGAAGUGGGUACAGUUUUCAAAUCUACACAUGGAUGUUCCUAAGGACAUGACCAAACCUACGAUAACAAUUUCUGAUGAACCAGAUACAUUAUAUAAGCGCCUGUCAGUUUUAGUAAAAGGCCAUGAUAAAGCUGUAUUGGACAGUUAUGAACAUUUUGCUGUGCUUGCUGCUAAAGAACUUGGUAUCUCUGUUAAAGUACAUGAACCGCCAAGAAAAAUAGAGCGAUUUACUCUUCUCAAAUCAGUGCACAUUUUCAAGAAGCACAGAGUGCAGUAUGAAAUGAGAACACUUUACAGAUGUUUAGAGUUACAGCACCUAACUGGAAGUACAGCGGAUGUCUACUUGGAAUAUAUUCAGCGAAACUUACCUGAAGGGGUUGCCAUGGAAGUAACUAAGACACAAUUAGAACAGUUACCAGAACACAUCAAGGAGCCAAUCUGGGAAACAGUACCUGAGGAGAAAAAAGAAACCAAGUCAUAGGCUCCAAGGAGGCUACUCACGCUUCAAUUGGAAAUAAGCAUGGGCCAGAUGUAUUUGUUUACAUGAAGAGUGAUUCCAACUGAGAUGAUUUAAAGUCCACCUAACUUCUGUUGAGUCCUCAGGUCCUGGUGAGCUGAGAGCAGGGAAGAGGAUGUUAAUGACAGACUGGUCUAUAGUGAAAGACGCACUCUGUCCUUUUACACAUGUCCUUGUUUUAGUUCUGGUUUUAGCAAACAUGAACAAACCAUUUUGACUACCAUCAGCAAAAGAGUCAAAUUCAUAUUUUGUUGUACUGCUGCUGUUCAGUUAUUAGUUUAUACCAGUUUUAAUUUAUUUCAGUUCUUUCAUCUGAAAAUAAGUGUUCAAAGUUUUCAUUUUUUUUUUUUUUUUAAGAGACAGAAUCUCACUUUAUCGCCCUUGGUAGAGUGUUGUAGCAUCACAGCUCACAGCAACCUCCAGCUCCUGGGCUUAGGUGAUUCUCUUGCUUCAGCCUCCCGUGUAGCUGGGACUACAGGUGCCCACCACAAGGCCCAGCUAUUUUUUUUUGUUGCAGUUUGUCUGGGGCUGGGUUCGAACCUGCCACCCUCGGUAUAUGGGGCCGGUGCCUGACUUUUUGAGCCACAGGCGCCGCCCUAUUCAAAGUAUUCUUCACACACGUUUUUUUCUUUCAAAGUGCCUAAAAGGAACCAGUGGCUGAUUAACACUGAACAGUUAAAAAGUUUUCGAUAUAUACUUGAGUACAACCUGGCACAUGCUCAUUUGGGAGUGGUAAGAACAGAUUUUACUUCACUUAAGCAUCGCACUCUGGAGAGUGAGUAUACUUUGCAGCAGACGAGCACAUGUGUGACACACACUGACCUCACGUAGCCCAGUCCCUUACGGAGCAGCCUGCAGGGGUCACUGUGAUGGAACUUAUGCUCUCAAGAAAUUAUUACUUGUAUUUUCCUGUGAUUCAUUCAUUCAGUAGCUUUUAUUUCAUUGCACCUAGCACUGUAGUAAAUACCAAUAAUUAAACAGAAAUAAUGGUUUUUGAAAAUUGCGUAAGGCACAGAAAAAUAUUUUUAUUAAAUUCCACUGGUAAGAAAGCUUCUUUCUUUUGGUAAAUGUCACACUUUUUGUUUAGAGAUGUCUACUUUUCCAUGAAAUUAAAUAGUAGCUGAAGCCCUGAAAGAAGCAAGCUCACAGUGGGCCAAAACAGGUAGUAUAGCAAACCCGGGGGAGCGCUUCAUUUCCUUUUCAGGGCAGAAUCAGGUUCAUGUCUUUUGUGGAUUCCUUUACAUCUUUAGAGUAGUUAUGACUUCUCAGUACUUGCCCCACUUCAACUGAAUUGCUUAUUAUCUUUUCCUGGCCCAGUGGCAGGUAUUCGGUGUGUUGAAUGCAUACUGCUCAUGUAUCAAACUUACAUUACUGUCAUUAACAUGAAAAGAUUACAGCCUGUGCCCCAUGACCUUCCACUCAGUUGUUGACUCUGUCAUUCCAAAUGCCUAAUGCAUACUUACCCCAGGUAUAAGCCUCAGGAUUAAGAACUAGUCAAUAAAAUGAGAACAAUAUAAUGUGUUUAACAAAGCAGUAAUUUGUGACUUGUUUUUAUCUUUGAAGAAAUUAUCCUUUAAGUAUACACCCACACCUAAGCUUUUCUGACCUAUUUUACAGACAGUAUAAAUCACUGUAUUAUAAUAGGGUGACACGUGUCCUCACCUUCCAUAUUAGCUCCUUUCAAAGUUGUGUGCAUCCACUUGCAGCUAUUUUCAGAUUAAACUAACCUGUAAACAAGAUUAGAUUACUUAGUUUAUCAGUUCAAAUUAUAUACUAAAAUCUUGUUUUGGGCGGCCCCUGUGGCUCAAAGGAGUAGGGCGCCAGCCCCAUAUACCGGAGGUGGCGGGUUCAAACCCAGCCCUGGCCAAAAACUGCAAAGAAAGAAAGAAAAAAAAUCUUGUUUUUAGAUAAAUGUAAAAACAAAAUAUGCCUGUGCACAGGCAUGCACAAAGCUAACAGUAUUUCUUUGACGCAAGUAUUUGGCAUAUUUGAAGCCUACUUCUUGAUAGAAACAAGCUAAUUUCUUAUCCUGAUUGGCUGAGAAUAUUUUAUGUUUUGUUUGUUUUAGAUUAGGUCUCUGAGUAAAAUGCAUAUCUUUAAAAUUAAUGCCCAGGUGUCACUUUCUGUCCAUGGUAGGGAUGGGAAAUGGUGGGAGAAAAGCAGAUCUUAUGGUAGGAGGCAGAAGGCGGGAAGUGAGACGAAUUUGUAUAAGGUGUAGCCCUGGGUUCAUGCUGCUUUCUCUAAUCUGAAGCAUAUUUUUUUCAUAUUAAAUAAAAUCAUGUUCUGGUCUAUUUAAAAUUAUUUGUAUAAUUCUAUGUAUCUCUGGUAAGACGGAUUAACUAGAUCAGUGUCAAGAUUCAGUGCUUUCAAAGAAGAUGACUUACCUAUUGCUAUGACCAUUUAAACAUGCCACAGUGAAUAUAUAAAGCAAUUCUUUUA
This is a messenger RNA of Nycticebus coucang (slow loris), 3116 nucleotides long. RefSeq names its product mitochondrial ribosomal protein S10 (gene MRPS10). Gene Ontology annotation, cellular component: mitochondrial small ribosomal subunit; mitochondrion. The record is from RefSeq and is a predicted model, not a curated record. Lineage: Eukaryota; Metazoa; Chordata; Mammalia; Primates; Lorisidae. The transcript is spliced from 7 exons. The coding region runs from base 36 to 641 and encodes 201 amino acids.